GGUGCUUGUCCUUGGGAAUGUCAACCCCGCGGUGAGACCCGAAGUGUCGGCGGCGGCAGAGCUGCACGUGGGUACAGCGCGGAGCUGCGGAGAGGAAAGCUGCGGUUACUUCUCAUCCAUCGCUGACCUUGUGAUAGAUUGGCUAUUCUUGAUCAUGCCAGCCUCAACAGGAUCCUGGAUAUAAAGUACUUGCUUGGCACUUUGGUGAUGGGCUGCUCUCUGCAUUUCCAGCGGUGGACAAAAGAGAGCCUGAUGCUCUGGUAGAAUUCAGCUUAGCCAUUCUAUCCAUGAUGAGUGCUUCUACAUUAUGAACAAGAGUUAUUAACAACACAGCUGGACUCUCCAUCAGUUUCCACCAGCCACUACUUUUUUCAAAGGUGCCAGCACUUGUACCAUGCCAACCAUGAAGUUUACUGUGGCGGACUAUGCUAUUUUUGUGCUGCUGCUAGUCUUCUCUGUAGGGAUAGGACUCUUCUAUGCACUGACUGGUGGGAAGCAGCGCACUGUCCAAGAAUUUCUACUGGCCAAUCGUAGCAUGACUUUCUUACCACUGGCUUUUUCAUUACUUGCCACUUUCCAGUCAGCUGUGGCCAUUCUUGGCGUCCCCUCUGAAAUCUAUCGCUUUGGGACUGAAUACUGGUUCCUUGGUUGCUCCUAUUUUCUGGGGCUUCUUAUCCCAGCUCAUGUCUUCAUCCCAAUCUUCUAUCGCCUGCGACUUACCAGUACAUACGAGUAUCUGGAGCUGCGUUUCAACAAGGUGGUGAGACUAUGUGGAACAGUCACCUUCAUCUUCCAGAUGGUGAUAUACAUGGGAGUGGUCCUUUAUGCCCCAGCCUUGGCUCUCAAUGCAGUGACCAACUUUGACAUCUGGGCUUCAGUGCUGACCAUAGGCUUAAUCUGUACCCUCUAUACUGCCCUGGGUGGACUCAAAGCUGUGAUCUGGACAGACGUGUUCCAGACCUUUGUCAUGUUUGCAGGACAGGUGGCUGUGAUUGUAGUGGGUACUGUUAAGGUUGGCGGCAUAGAUCGUGUUUGGAAGCUGGCUGCUGACAAAGGCAAGAUAUCAGGCAUUGAUCUGAAUCCUGACCCUUAUGAACGACACACCUUUUGGACUCUGGCUUUUGGGGGCGUAUUCAUGAUGUUGGCUCUCUAUGGGGUAAACCAGGCUCAAGUCCAACGGUAUCUAAGCUCCCGUUCAGAGCGCCACGCUGUGUUGUCCUGCUAUGCAGUGUUCCCCUGUCAGCAAAUUGUGCUCUGCCUCAGCUGCCUCACUGGCUUAGUCAUGUUUGCCUACUACCAAGACCAUCAGUUGACACAGGAGCAGCUCAACGCUUCACCUGAUCAGAUGGUCCUCUACUUUGUGAUGGAUGUGCUUCAAGAUGUGCCUGGCUUGCCUGGUCUCUUUGUAGCUUGUCUCUUCAGUGGCUCCCUAAGCACCAUCUCCUCAGCCUUCAAUUCACUGGCAACAGUGACCAUGGAAGACCUGAUUCGCCCAUAUGUGACCAACAUUCCUGAGAGACGUGCCACACUCUACUCCAAAUUGUUAGCUCUGGGCUAUGGUCUUCUCUGCCUGGGCAUGGCUUACAUCUCCUCCAUGAUGGGUCCAGUGCUACAGGCUGCCAUCAGCAUCUUUGGCAUGGUGGGAGGACCAUUGCUGGGACUAUUCUGCCUGGGCAUGUUCUUUCCUUGUGCCAACUCUGUGGGUGCUGUAGUUGGAUUAAUUGCUGGGCUGGCCAUGGCAUUUUGGGUGGGCAUUGGAAGCAUGGUUAUCAACUACCAGUCUGUGUCUCCUAAUCCCACUGUUUUAGCAACGGAUGGGAAUCUGACUACUGCUGUCAUGACAACAUUGUUGACCUCAACAACAGCUCCAGAAAGGCUCACAGGGUUGCGGAAGUUUUACAAUUUAUCAUACAUGUGGUACAGCGCACACAACUCUACUACGGUUGUUGUGGUAGGGCUGCUAGUCAGUCUUCUCACCGGCCCAACACGUGGAAAGGAUGUCAAUCCCAAAACGAUUUUUCCAGUGCUGCCGCGAUUACUUUGCUGUUUGCCUGCAAAGUACCAUGAAAUGCUCCGUUGUGGAGUACGUGACCCUGCAGAGGAUGCUAGUUGCUCAGACCCAACCUCUUUGGGAGUGGAGAAAAUCAACAAUGGUUUGGCAAAUGGAUUGCCAAAAGGCCUGCCUUCCGGAGUCAAUACAGAGGAAGCUGAAGCACCUGAAGGAUUCUCCCGGGUAGAUGGAACUCAUACUUAUGUCUUGCAGGAGACUACCCUGUGAACUGUACGGAACAAAGAGACUAGUGGGGAAGCACAGCAGGGAUCUGUUUUGAUCCAGGUGAGGAAUCCCAGAAUUCCUGGUACUAAAAACAUUCCUUGUCAUCUUGGCAUAUCAUCUACUGAAUCCUGGGUUCUCUUACACAACCUUGGAUGGUUGCCAGGCCAGUCAGUCUAUCCCUUUUGGACAAUGUUCUCUCCUGUUUGUGGAAUGUUUUUCUUCCAGGCUUUUUCUCCUGCUCUUUCCAUCUCAUGUGCAUGUGCCAAAUUCUCUGAGAGAUAGCUAGGUACUUCUUCCCCCAUUGGAUACUUCAUGUCCAAUGAGCCAUGGUUUAUUUCCAUGGUUUAUUGACCCUACUAUUAUCCUUAAAGAUCCAAUCUCUUUUUUCCACUUGUAUUUAUACCUUUUGUCAGGUGUAAAGGUGGGCUAACAAAAAAAAAGCCAUUUUAUCAUAUAAUAGUAUCCAGCUGCUGUUGGGAUCCCAGACCCAUCUUUCUCCCUUGAAAUGUCUUGCAGCAUCAAGCUACCAAAGGAAGGGCUGGAUCUAGCCAACAUAGGCUCUCCACAAGUCUAACCAGCAGGGACAGAGGAGAGCCUACAUGGAUCCAUUCCUAACUCUAGCACUUGUGAGGGUAUUUUGGGAGCAUAGACAUUCAUAUGUUCCUGGUGUCUCUUGUCACAAAGAAUGUGACUCCUGUUCUCUAUAAGGCUUUGCCUAAAAGCCAGUUUGUUCUGUUUCUGUACUCUGUAUUUUAUGUCUGUGAGAAAUGUAUAUUUUCCUAAUCCUUGUCUUUCUGACACUUGGCAAUUAUUUUUGCUGUCAGUAAAAAUGGUUAUUGUU
Messenger RNA from Protobothrops mucrosquamatus (brown spotted pit viper), 3116 nucleotides. RefSeq names its product solute carrier family 5 member 6 (gene SLC5A6). Gene Ontology annotation, molecular function: sodium-dependent multivitamin transmembrane transporter activity. Gene Ontology annotation, cellular component: membrane. The record is from RefSeq and is a predicted model, not a curated record. The transcript has 16 exons. Gene Ontology annotation, biological process: pantothenate transmembrane transport; sodium ion transport; biotin transport. Lineage: Eukaryota; Metazoa; Chordata; Lepidosauria; Squamata; Viperidae. Bases 395 to 2278 code for a protein of 627 amino acids.